Messenger RNA from Poeciliopsis prolifica (blackstripe livebearer), 1792 nucleotides. RefSeq lists its product as uncharacterized. The coding region runs from base 135 to 1163 and encodes 342 amino acids. Lineage: Eukaryota; Metazoa; Chordata; Actinopteri; Cyprinodontiformes; Poeciliidae. The transcript has 5 exons. The record is from RefSeq and is a predicted model, not a curated record.
UGUGUGUGUGUCUGUAUGUGUGUCUGUGUGUGUGUGUGUGUGUGUGUGUGUGUGUGUGUGUGUGUGUGUGUGUGUGUGUGUGUGUGUGUGUGUGUCUGUUAUUGUAGCAGCAUCAGUGUGAAGAAGAAACUCGUAUGAAGCGUCUUUGUUUUCCUUUGAGGGGUGACCACAACCUGCUGACCCCUGACAUGCAUUCUGGGUCGGGGGGCGGGGCCUCGCUGCCUGGACACAUGAGCAACCUGUCCACUGGGUGGCGCCGGUCAGCGUCUCCAACACGCCGCCUACGGUUUGAGGAUGAGACGGAGACGAAGGCGGAGUCUCGUUACCGGGAGCGAGAGCAGGGGACAGGUGUCCAGGUGUCCAAACCGAACCUGAACCAGCUCAACGUGAGAGGAAGACCAGCAAUGGCGCCGAUGAUGUCUGGAGCCCAGCUGGACCGUCGCCUCACUCUGUGUCCACCUGUAGCUAGGGUAAGGGGGCGGGGCCUGAACAGACCCCUCCUCCAUGUGCGGACGGAAAUGCUCAAAGACUCUUACAUCGGCUGCAUCUCACCUGCUGACUCAGGUGAGGGAGGGGGCGUGGCUGUCAGCAUAGUUGAUAAAAGAGGGACAAACCAGGUGACAGCUUCACAAACCCCGCCCACAGUGGAAACACCUGCCAACCCCUAUGCCUUGCACCCAGUGGGCACAUCGCCCCAGCCGCCUACCUGCCAUCAUCAGGAUCAUAACCGUCCCUCUCCUUUAGCCCCCCUAGCUGUGACAUCACUGACAACGUCACAGAAUGGAGGACUUCAUAACACAAUGAUGAGAAACCAGCAAGAGAAGAAGAAAUCCUCUGAUCCGCCGCCUGGCUCCGAACUGAAGAAGAGCAAGGACUGCUUGUCCUCAGCUGAAGACAAAGCCCCGCCCACCUUAGAUAGCCAAGAUGGACACCACAGACAUCCAAUCAGAGAAGAGCUUCACAGUGCUGUUUCACGUCCUGGGCGAUUCAGUAGAGAUGGACCCUCUCGUCUCUCGCUGCAUCACCUUUUGUCCUCGGUCAAACUGAGCAAGACUCGAACCGGCAGCCUUGACCAACUUUCCAGUGACGGCAGGACGUCCUGCAGCUUGUGGAAGAAAUCUCCUUCUACUCAGUCUCUCUGUGGGGCGCUGGGCUGCAAAUGAAGAAGUCGUCAACCCACCGAUGAGCAGUAAAACACCCGCUUAUGUCACCUGACUACCGUCCCACCCAAUCAGAGCUCAGUGUCUGUCCGUCAGUGUCUGAGGUCAGAGGUCAUCGGCCAGCACCGCUCAGGGAGAUCGGUCGGUCGUUCGGGCUGUUCAGGUCUGUUCUGAUGGACGGAUUCUGUUGGAAAGGGCAGAGUGAGCGUCCAAACUGGAAACCAGUGAAACCAGUUUCAUUUGCAGUGCUGAAUGUAACUAAUGGAAUUAUUGGCACCUGAUUUUGUUUUGGACAGUUUUUAGUCAGUUCAGCUUUCUGAGUUAUCAAAAGUCCUGGCUUCUUCCAAACCUUGGACAUGCGCAUUGGAUCCACCAGCUGUUGCUAACGGGUCGGCGGCAGGAGUUAGCCAUGCAGUCGGUGGAUCGCCGGCUCGAUUCCCGGCCCUCGUUGUUUGUGUCCUUGGGCAAAACACUUCACUCACCUGGCCUGCUAGCAUGAAAUGGUAGCUUUGCUUGUCUGUCGCCUUUGCAAUAUAAAGAGCAUUUUCAAUAAAAUUGAUUAUUAUUAAUUGCUGCUUGAUAGUCUGGAGGAGCUGAGUGGGGAAGGAUCAGCUCCCCGCAGCAGGGAUAGC